UUAUGUGAGAGUCCAGUCCCUUGGCGUAGUCUUUGCCUUUAUAUAUUGAAUACAUCACCGUAGGUAUAUCAUAUAUAAGGGAAGUGCACGCGAGCUACGCGUGCGCGCCUUUUUUUCUGAGCGCUUGUCGUCUGCUGUGAGCGGCUGAUAAAGACAUCAACUAAACAAGAUAGAAGUUCACUGUCAGCCCGCCAGACGGUGCAGACGUCAACAGAAGAGGACGAAGGCGACGUUGACUACAACAUCUCCCACAACGACAAAGACAGCCCUAGGCUCGGCCACGGCCAGGAAACGGAGGAAAAAAGUAUCGGGGGCUGAGGUUGCUGGCCAUAGGAACGGCUACUGGACGCCUGACGCCCGACGCGACUCUCACAAAAUGACAAGAUGGUUGACCACAAUUUUAGUUGUUGGAUACAUGUUGCCUGUGGUCAGUUCUCAAGGAAGCGCUGGACAUUUGGUCUAUUCAGCUGAACCGUCUGGGGUCCACUGUGGCACUAACCAGUGUACGAGAGAAGCUUCCUGUCGGAGCCACACUUACUGCGAUUGUCCUAGUGGAAAGUACGGAGAUGGAAGUUUAAAAUGUUACCCAUCAAACAGUAGGAGAGCAGAAGUCCUGGGAAAUACUAGCACACUGACAAGCUUUUCAGAGGCAAUAGACAAAAUUGUAUGGCCCGGAAGCUAUUCUUUUUCGGAGUUUACCUGUACCCGGCAUAGCAACGGGAGAGAUUGUCGAGCACAGAUUAUCGGUAUUAAUACCAUACGAAAUGGAAGAACGAUCGCUUAUGGAUUUCGCAUUAACUUCCGAUGUCCGCAUGACCCACACUUGUCAGAGGAAGGAGUGUGUCUUAUGGUGACAGGCGUACAGCGAGGCGGGAAAUAUUACUAUCGCGAAUGGGGAUUGGUUGAUUGCGGACCAGAAGUUUUUCUAACAGAAACUGACCCCAACAAUUAUCCAGACCUAACUUUGGAUGGUAGCGGAAGUGGAGAUGGUAACGGAGACGAGGGUUCCACCGGUGGAGGAGGCGGAGGUAAUGGAGGUAAUGGUGGAAGCUCAGGCGGCGGUGGAGGCAGCAGCGGUGACGAAGAGGACAGCUCGGGGGAGGAUGAACUUCCGUGGGAGGACCCUUCGGCCUUUGACAUCGGUGGGGGUCACUUGGUGCAGAUCGAGGUGGACGAGGACAACACUGCUGUGGUGUCCGUGCCGGACUGCGGUUUUGAGGUGGGAUUCAGGGCGUUCGACUUAGAAGCGGUGGAUGACCCUCAACAGUCCGUGCUGUACCUCUACGUCAGUGACGACGUGGACUUCAUCUACCCCAAUAGAAGCUUAGCAGGGUCAAGGUCAUUGGAAGAGCACUACGAAACAGAUUUGGUCGGAGAGAAUCUAUUGUUGUACCAGGCUCUGACAUACACUCCGAAACAAUUGUCUGAUCAUCUGGGUAAACUAUGUUCUACGACCGCCAAAGUUUUCCAGGCCAGCUGUGACUCUGUUGAAGAAAAAGAGUCGGCUGUAGUGAACUGUACAUUCCUUCUUUCUAACGAAGUAGUUCAAUGUUUGGAUGCAGGAACUGCGGAAGGCACUAAAAGCGUUCAUGCAUUUCAACUGUGCAUACAGAUCGUCUGCUCACCUAGACCAUCAUGGUGUUCGCUCUUCCGGUCUGCUAUUCCAGAGCAUUGCUGGGACACGGUGGCUUCAGGAUAUUCCAACCUAGACUGCACUUAACUAUGUCAAAAGACGUUUUCAAUAGAAGUUUUUGUAGUCUAUGGUGUAGCCUUACAAUAAAUUAUAAUUAUUGCGAUCUA
This is a messenger RNA of Biomphalaria glabrata, 1800 nucleotides long. RefSeq lists its product as uncharacterized. The record is from RefSeq and is a predicted model, not a curated record. The transcript is spliced from 9 exons. Lineage: Eukaryota; Metazoa; Mollusca; Gastropoda; Planorbidae. The coding region runs from base 377 to 1720 and encodes 447 amino acids.